Molecule: messenger RNA, 527 nt
Organism: Anopheles funestus (African malaria mosquito)
Lineage: Eukaryota; Metazoa; Arthropoda; Insecta; Diptera; Culicidae
Product: small integral membrane protein 20-like
Exons: 3
Coding region: 130-360 (76 amino acids)
Biological process (GO): mitochondrial respiratory chain complex IV assembly
Cellular component (GO): mitochondrial inner membrane
Source: RefSeq, a predicted model, not a curated record
ACCAUAUGAUUUGCGUGUGUUUUGGUUUUGCAUAACAUCGCUCAUCGCCGGUGCUACGUACAACGGAAUCAAUUUCGGUGACUUUGGAACGGAUAUCUCGCUUUUAUCAGCUGCUUAACAGUUUCGGAAAUGGCACCAAUUGUUCUGAAAGGAAAGAACUACGCGUUACUCGUUGGUGGAAUCGUGGGUUUCAUUGCGCUGGCGUGCUAUCCAAUUAUCGUACACCCGAUGUUGCAUCCUGAGGAAUACAAAAAAGUACAACAAAUGAACCGUGCAGGCAUCAAGCAAGAAGAAAUUCAGCCAGGAAACAUGCGGGUCUGGAGUGAUCCUUUCAAACCGAGAGAAGAUAUCAAACGAUAAACAGAGCUCCACAACUGGAGUGGCUACGUUUGUGUGAAUUCGAUUUAAGUAGUAACUUUCUUGAGGCAACAUCGACAUUGGAGUUGUAUUAUCGUCUAAUGAACAAUAUGGCUUAAAUGUACAGAAGACCGUUGAAGUAAUAAGUACUCCAAAGGUGCUCGUGUUUA